AUGGCUGUCCCGGUAGCUAGACGAACAAUUGGCCAGUUAUUGAAGCAAGGGUGGGCCGAGAUUCCUGAAGUUAUAGCUAGUACUGGUCUCGCUAUUGUUGGGUGCGCAUUGGGUGGAAUUGCAUGUUAUAAUUACUAUAAAAACGAUGGUGACAACCGAAGGUACAAGAAAACUUACGUUAUAAUGAGGCCCGAUGACCCUAGAGUGUCUAAAAUUAGAAAGGAU
This is a messenger RNA of Brenthis ino (lesser marbled fritillary), 225 nucleotides long. The record is from the annotation of a GenBank genome assembly. NCBI's taxonomy places the organism in Eukaryota, Metazoa, Arthropoda, Insecta, Lepidoptera, Nymphalidae.